This is a messenger RNA of Carlito syrichta (Philippine tarsier), 663 nucleotides long. It is a transcript of the gene CLDN24, whose product is annotated as putative claudin-24. The record is from RefSeq and is a predicted model, not a curated record. The coding region runs from base 1 to 663 and encodes 220 amino acids. Gene Ontology annotation, molecular function: structural molecule activity. NCBI's taxonomy places the organism in Eukaryota, Metazoa, Chordata, Mammalia, Primates, Tarsiidae. The transcript has a single exon. Gene Ontology annotation, biological process: cell adhesion; bicellular tight junction assembly. Gene Ontology annotation, cellular component: plasma membrane; bicellular tight junction.
AUGGCUUUAAUCAUUCGAAUAGCGAUGCAAUCUGCUGGGCUUUUAUUAUCUUUCCUGGGAUGGGUUUUAUCCAUUAUUACAACCUACUUGCCACAUUGGAAGAACCUCAACCUGGACUUGAACGAAAUGGAAAACUGGACCAUGGGACUCUGGCAAACCUGCGUCACCCAGGAGGAAGUGGGGACGCAAUGCAAGGACUUCGACUCCUUCCUGGCUUUGCCCGCUGAACUCAGGUUCUCCAGGAUUUUCAUGUUUCUGUCCAACGGGCUGGGAUUGCUGGGCCUGCUGGUCUCUGGGUUUGGCCUGGACUGUCUGAGGAUUGGAGAGAGACUGCAAGACCACAAGAGGCGACUGCUAGUCCUGGGAGGAAUCCUGUCCUGGACCUCGGGGAUCACAGUCCUGGCUCCCGUCUCCUGGGUCGCCCACACGACGGUCCGGGAGUUCUGGGAUGAGACCAUCCCAGAGAUUGUCCCCAGGUGGGAGUUUGGGGAAGCCCUCUUUCUGGGCUGGUUUGCUGGCUUUUUCCUGGUACUAGGAGGGUGUCUGCUCAACUGUGCAGCCUGCUUCACCCGCGCUCCUCUGGCUCCGGGCCACUACACAGUGGCAGAGAUGCAGACUCAGGGUCCAUGCCUGGAAAAUGGAAGUGCAGAUCCGAAAGUAUAA